Messenger RNA from Symbiodinium necroappetens, 3053 nucleotides. NCBI's taxonomy places the organism in Eukaryota, Dinophyceae, Suessiales, Symbiodiniaceae. The record is from the annotation of a GenBank genome assembly.
GCGGUUGUUGUUCGAGGCUCAGACAUUAGCUCUCAGUCAGUUGCGACUCCAGAUCACCGAGCCAGAGGCCGCAUCUAAGAGAGUGCCGGAGGCAGAGCGUGACAGGCGAAUGACCUUGCUGCGAGCAGAGUUGACUGGACUCAGCAUCGAGGGCCCGUUGGAGCCGGGUCGCAAGUUGCUAGACGAGUGUGCCCAUCAAGAAGCUACUGGGCAGCUGAAAUACUUGGCGCCCGAUCGGUGCGUGAGCAGGCUUCAUGAAGUGACGAACGCGAAAAACACUUCGCGGCAGGUCGAGAUUGAUCAGAGCAAGUUGAUUGUGCGAGAGGCACAGGACGAGCUCUCCAUGCCAGCCUCUUCCGCGCUUCAGGUGCAGGAGGCAUUGCGUCGCAGGGGGCUAGCUUACACCUUCGCCCAAGCUUUAUCUUGGAGUGCAUACGAUAAAUACCUCAUGCGACUUUUCAGCCAUAUGCAUCGCGAACCCCCACCAAACCACAACAGGGUAUCAGUGACCCAACUGGUGGAGGCCGACAGGCUUGUCUUCGUGAAGUUGAUCGAACAGAACAUCAAACCCAAGAGGGAUGCAUCGGGAUCUUUUCCGCUCGAUGACGCCCUUCAUCAAGCCCUCGAGUCGUAUGAGGUAAGCUUCGCACUCAUGCAUCUUCAAAGCAAGCAGGCUCCCCCCAGAGACCCUACUCGGCCGCCGUUCAAGAAGCUCAAGACUCAGCAUGACGAGGCCAACAUCACCAAACCAGGUGGGAAGUGGAAGGGCAAAGACAAAAAGGGCACAGGCAAGUCGACACCAUGGGUAAGCAUUCCGAAGUUCAUUCGAGAUCGCGGCGGACACGCGGCCACGCCCUCGGGUGAUCCCAUUUGCUUCACCUAUUCGCGAAUCCUAGUGGGUUUUACUGUCAAGGGGUUUGAAGCUUCACCGCCCAAGCUCAUCCAGGCGCUGCAGCAGGCCCAGUUUGCACUACCCGACAUCGGUACUGCCGACAUCUUCCGUGCCACAUCGAGUGCACCCGACUUUCAGGUUGGCUUGGAGUUGUUUUCGGGUCUAGGUCGGCUUACCUCUCACCUUAGGGCCCACGGGUACCCAGGUUCGCUGGCUGUUGAUGUCCUGCGUAGCUCGUCGGCAGCCUCUGUCGCGCACAGUCUGGAUGUUGUGCAUGCGGCACCCUUGAUCUGCGAGUGGUUACAAUCGCCCUAUGUCGCGAUUCUGCACAUUGCUCCACCGUUCUUCGUCGAAGCUCCGCUGGCCAUGGCCAUAGCAGCGAUUGUUGACACAGCAGUGGCAUGCGGCCAGGUGGUUUCCUUUGAACUGCCGGGCACCAGCCCUUUUUGGUCCACACCCACAGGCCAGCGGGUGUGCCAGCAUUGCCCGCAUGUCGUUUCGUUCGACUUGUGUUGCUUCGGUGCCGAUCCGGUGUCCACUCGCAUUGCCAGCAACAGCACUUGCUUCCAGGCACUCAGUAGGCCGUGCAAAUGCCAUCAUGCCAAGCUGCCACCCGAAACUUGCGAUCGUGUCUAUUCCUGGAACUUUGCUGUGCGUUUCGCUUCCUGUCUUAAGUCUUCUAAUGCGGUGCGACCGGCACAGGACUUCAGUGCCAAAGCUGCGACUUUGUCCCAACCCAAGUCGUCCAAGUUCCCAGCCAUGGUUUCCGAGCAUCAACAAGUUGUGCUCACGCAUGGCACAGCAGAUUGGCCCAUUCCGUGCAUGGCUCGCUUGAAGAGUCCGCUCACUCUUCCACCAUCCGUCACAAGUGAGCUUCGCACAUUGCCGAGCGGCGCACAGUUGCUCAGGGUAACACCGUGCAAUUCGGCUAAAGGGGGUGGGGAUUCUGAGUUCGUGUCAGCUUGGGGGAUACCUAGAUCACCCGAUGAGUUCGUCAAAGCUGCAGAAUCGGAGGCCGCAUUCAAGAAAUCCAUGGAGUUGAUGGAGGAAUAUGGUUACCCGGACAAAGAAGUGUUUGACGAGGUCAGCUUGGGAUCUUUGCGAGUGGGGACCGUCGCUGCGGGCGAAGAGCGGAACAAGUCCUGGGCCAGGGGCCCGCUGUCGCGCGACGAGCUUGCUAGCGACUCCCUUGUCAGUAGGGCGUACGACCUGAGAUCCGCUUACCGCCAAUUGCCGAUCCACCCGUCCUCGCUCAAGCACGCGCUUGUCAGUCACUGGAACCCCGAGCAGUGCGCUGUGGAGAUCGAUCAAUUAUUGGCUUUGCCGUUUGGAGCGGCACGGUCCGCUUACGGUUUCCUCAGGGCCGCGGCCUCGGUAUGGUGGCUUGGCUGCACCUGCCUCGGCCUGAUGUGGAGCGUCUUCUAUGACGACUUCGUCACACUGGCGAGAACUCGCGAUGUUCGUCAUACGGAUGCCGCUGCCACCACGUUUUUCCACCUGCUGGGGUGGCAGUUCGACGAGUGUGGGGAGAAGGCUUUUGAGUUCAGCCGUGUGUUUAAAGCUUUAGGUGUGUUGUUCGAUCUUAACGAUGCCCACGUAGGUCGAGUUUUGAUCAAAAACACUCCUUCGCGGAUCGACGAGCUUUGCCAACUCAUCACUCAGAUCGUUGAUAGCAGGACCUUGUCCCGGGCAGCUGCACAGCGGCUUCGCGGCAGAAUGCAGUUCUGCGAUGGUUUCUUGUUCGGUCGUGCCUCCCGGCUCUGCUUGAAAGCCGUAACACGCCACAUUCACUCAACCUGCGACGAUGUGCAGGGUGAUGAGCUGUGGGAGUCCCUACUGCGGUUUCGAGACUGCUUGCGGGCCAGUCGGCCUCACGUGGUAGUAGCGAAUCACCAGGAGCCGCUCUACCUGUUCACUGACGCAUGCUACGAGCCCCAGGACCUGUUCAGGAACCGCCCCCUUGUCUGUCACCUAGACAACAACACAGCCCGAGACAUUGCCAUAUCCGGAAAAGGUCGGAGUCCGAUUGCGCACGCUCUGGUCACGGCGCUGUUGACGUUGGAGGAUGCGGGUGAGAUUCGGUGCUGGUACACCCGAGUGCCGUCACCAUCCAAUGUCGCCGACGAGCCGUCGCGGCGCCUGUGUCGGUCCUUGGUCGUAG